Messenger RNA from Acyrthosiphon pisum (pea aphid), 2378 nucleotides. RefSeq names its product E3 ubiquitin-protein ligase XIAP-like. The record is from RefSeq and is a predicted model, not a curated record. NCBI's taxonomy places the organism in Eukaryota, Metazoa, Arthropoda, Insecta, Hemiptera, Aphididae. Gene Ontology annotation, cellular component: nucleus; cytoplasm. Bases 1180 to 1659 code for a protein of 159 amino acids. Gene Ontology annotation, biological process: regulation of cell cycle. The transcript has a single exon.
GCGGACAAUGAUGAUGAGGCUUGAGGCGGGGAAGUAGAUGUACUCGCACGACGGCGGCGUGUCGAGAUGACCGUCGGAGUCAGAACAUCUGGCAGAGCAUGCGGUGUAGUGGUGGGGGGUGCCCACUUUAUGACUGAUGCAUGACCUAACAUAUAUUAUUAAUAUUAAGAUAGUGUCGUUAUUAUUAUUUAUAAGAGAAACAAAUUAUUUACCCAUUGCACCACCUAUCCGUACAGCACAGUGGAAUUCUGGAGUGUUUUUAGCGAUCUCUAUUUUAAAAAUAAUUUAAUUAAUAACCCCGAGUAAAUCAUUGACGAGGCGGGAAAAAACAUCUUUGUGUGAAAUAUGAAUAUUUUGCUAUACAUAAAUCUAGCUAAUUUAACAUAUCUUAUUCGAGGUAUAAAAAAUGAUACAAACUAGUUUUUAUACUUGUGUAUAAAUAACUAAGAGGUUUUUUUCCGGAUCAACGACAUAAUAUUCAAUGUACUUACUGUGGCAUUUUUGAACAUGGAUACUGAGUUUGUCUCGGCGCGUGAACGCCUUGAGGCAUAUCCCGCACGAAUUAGUCGAUCCAUUGUGAGUUUUGACGUGUCUAUUCAGAUGACACUUAUGUGCGUACACUUUUUCACAUAACACACAGUUAUAAAACAUUUUUAAAUAUUUUAUACUAGAGAAGUUAUUUUAACAGAGUGAGCGAGAUAAUACGGAUGUACACCAGUUGUCAACGAGCUGCACUGACCGUCUGAUUAGUAGAACACAUGGGGUUGCCCGAAUAUCAAAUGCGGAGAUGUGUAGAAAUAUUCGGCCGCUAGUAGUAAGCGGCGCUGGGACAUAAUACAUUUUAUUAUUAAGGGUUCACAGUAUGUACAUCACACGACAUGUGGUGGCAAUGAUAACUAUGCUAGCCGCGACGGUAAUAAUAUGCUGCAGAUCUGUCUACAGCGGUCAAGACUGUUAUCUGAUAACUGGAGAUAACUAAAUAUUGUAUCGCCAUUCAAAUAUUUUAAUUUAUAUUAUUAUUGUUUUGAAUAUAACUUGUAAUGUCGCUCGCUAUCGCCGUAUAGCCGACAGUUGCUUACAGACGGUUACACUGGCUAGAAGUUUCUUAUUCACGUUUAAACGUUAACAGUUGGAACGCAUUAUUUACGAUUUAAAACAUUUUCAUACACUUCAUUUGCAAUGAAUUUAUUAAAAUGUACCGUCGAUUCCCGAUCACUAGUGCGUUUGGUACGUGAGAACUCGGAUCCUGAAUAUCCUCAGUAUACAAGCUUUUUAUCGAGGCUGAAAACAUUCGAUUCACAUUCGCCUCGAUCUUGUCAAGAUAAAUAUUCACUGGCCACCAGCGGAUUCACUUAUACCGGGUCGGACGACUUGGUUCAAUGUCACUACUGCGGCUUAUUGUUGGGGCAAUGGGAGGAAAAUGAUGAAGUGUGGCAGCAACACGCCAUGCACAACCCCAAAUGUGUAUUCGUAUUAUUAUAUAAAGGCAUGGAAUUUAUUGAAAAUGUAAAAAAUGAACUUAAUAACAAGCGUAGUAAUAAUGACGGCCUUCGAGACUGUAGUUGUAAAUCAGAACCAUAUGAUGUUGGUAAUAAUCACGAUAAUAGUAAUAGUCGAACCCAUUUAUGUAAAUCUGAAUCGUACGAUUUUGUCGGGUGAUCUUUAGCACCACCCAUUGUCGCGGUCGUUAUCGCAACGACCGCGGUGUCUCCAUCGAUGUCCGCGAGAUCGUGUUGCGCGUGUUAGGCGUUUGUGGUUGGUACAGCCAGUUCGUGCCACACUAUGCCGAGAUCACAGCACUGCUCACGAGUCUGUUGGCCAAAGGGACCAAAUGGCGUUGGUCAGAAAUUGAGCAAGAGGCGUUCCGGAAGUUGAAGGAGUCUUUGGUGUCCGCACCACGGCUCUGUCCUCCUCUUCCGGGUAAGCCAUUCAAUCUACAGACCGACGCAAGCGAAGUCGGAGUUGGUGCCGUGCUCUUCCAGCGGGGGAGAGUGGUGACAGGAAAAUCGUUUCCUACGCCAGCAAAAAACUCAAUCCAGCACAGGGAAGAUACUCGGCAGUCAAACGUGAAUGUCUAGCCAUAGUUUGGGCGGUUGACAGGUUCAGGCCGUAUCUUGAGUCUGGUAAGUUUAUGUUAUUCACAGAUAACGCGGCACUCCGAUGGUUACAGCAAGCUCGCUGUACCAACAGCAAACUAACGCGAUGGGCGCUACAACUCGGGGCUUUCGAUUUUGAAAUUCGGCACGUGCCCGGAGUAGAAAAUGAAGCAGCCGACGCGCUAUCCCGUUGUCCGGUGGGACCGAAUACAGUGGGACGAAGAAUCGUUGGAGAACAAUAUCCACGAUCCCCCUGUGAUUCGGCCCGGAGUGUCCGGAGAA